GCUAAGGGGGCGGGAGGAGGGUUCUCAAGCGCACGCCACGUGACUCUAUUGCCAAGUUCGUUCGCGAGUUUGACAGAAGUUUGAAUUGGACUCGGGGGUUUUCUGCAGCCAGCGGGGCAGAGCGGCGGCCGAGGCCUCGGCGAGCGCGAGCAGCAGCGCCCCCGCGACCCACCCAGGCAGCCUGGAUCCCGGGCCGCGGACGGCCGCUCGCGCUUCGGUACAGCUCGCUUCCCCCGCCGCGGGUCACCAGCCCCGAGCCCCACCGCGGUCCCCGCGGACCGCGCGCCGCGCCCCGGCCCCGCCGCGCCAGCAUGUCCUCGACGGAGAGCUCCAGUCGCACGGCGGACAAGUCGCCGCGCCAGCAGGUGGACCGCCUGCUCGUGAGGCUGCGCUGGAGGCGGCUGGAGGAGCCUCUGGGCUUCAUCAAAGUUCUCCAGUGGCUCUUUGCUAUUUUCGCCUUCGGGUCCUGCGGCUCCUACAGUGGGGAAACAGGAGCAACGGUUCGCUGCAACAACGAAGCCAAGGACGUGAGCGCCAUCAUUGUUUCGUUCGGCUAUCCCUUCAGCUCUUUGGCUUUAUCAACUUCUUCCUGUGGGCCGGGAACUGUUGGUUUGUGUUCAAGGAGACCCCGUGGCAUGGGCAGGGCCAGGACCAGGGCCAGGACCAGGGCCAGGGCGCCGGCCAGGAGAGCGCAGCUGAGCAAGGAGCGGUGGAGAAGCAGUAAGCGGCCCCCACCCGGCUACUCCCGAACAGGACAGCGCCUCUUCAACCGCCUCUGGCUUCCAGGACCUCCCUCUUCUUCCUCCCCCAACUCCCCUCCCCCAUUAUUCUGGGCUCUGAGCUUUGAGACGUCUUCACUGGAUGGGCAGGCAUCAGCUGUUGGAAACCUGGGCAGCCCUCCCAGUGGCUUCCUAUCCCUCCUCUUGCUGGAGCCCCGGAUGGCAGGAGCUCAGUGCUUCUUAUCUACUGUCUGGACCCAGGCAUCUUACUUGGGGUCUUACAUGUACCCUCACAGCCUUUGAGAACCAGCCUCUGCUACAGGCAAAGGUUGGGAUCAGGAGACCUGAGACUGGUUCCUAGCUGCCACUUCUAUCAGUCUGUCCAGCUUCAAUAAAAGUGGGGGGAGGGGAAAUUGGCUGGCAGCCUUCUUCCUGCCCCCUUGCAUGGAGGGGCCACCAGUGGUUUAGUGACCCCUCUUCAAUGGCUGUCAUCAAGGCCCCGUGUCUGCGCUGACCUCCAAUCAGCCUGAGCUCAGUAUGCUCCCCACCCUCUCCUCUGGCCUGUUUGCCCACAGACCCCAUCAUGUGGGAACACAGGAGGCUGACUAGCCUAGAAAACAGCCUUUCAGAGGGUCCCAAGUAGGCUGAGACUUGGUGAGGAGCAGAUAAAUUGCAACUGAGUUGCAACUUCAAGAAACAGAAGCCAGGAAACUUGCUGGGGAAUCAGUUUUUUUUUAUUCCCUUAGUCCUCCCACCCCUCCAGGCUGGGGCACUUCCACCAACACUCUAAACUCAUACUUGCCCUAGAAACUCCUUACCUUCCUCCCUGUCCUCCUUCUUGGGCUUGGUCUCACACUUGGGACACAAGAUGAGGGGUCUAGGAGCAUCUCCAUUUCAGCCUCCCCGCCUCCCACCUCUCUGUCCCUCUCCCUUCCGCAGCCUCUUGGGUCUGAGGCAUUCAAGAUCCUUUUCAAAGUCUGUCCAGGCCUUCCUUUCAUUCCUGUGGGGCCAGACAGGGGCUUUGAAAGGGUAAGAAAGGACCAUCAUGAGUCUAAGUUGCCCCAGAGCCCCAGGACAUGGAUGGAUGGGCCCAUUUCUUCCUCACUCUCUACUUGUUUUUUUCCCGCCCUGCUCCUUCUCUGGCCCGUUUUGUACUUCCCCUUCUCACCUUUACGAAAGAACAUGCCCUCUCCCUUUGCCCGCCAUUCCUCCCCUGCUUCCCCAUUUGCUCCAAGCUCUAUCCCCCCUACACGCCCACCCCAGUCCAGGGCAGGCUGAUGCUCUUGGUGCUUCUUCACUUCGGGACCCAGUUCCAUAUUUGUCUUUGGUGUGUCUCCCCUUCCUGACACCUCUUCAGUCCCUCUGGGGACCCCAGGGCCCAAGAGUCAGUGCUGACUGGAUAAGGGCCAUCUGUCUCCCAUCCAGCUCAAAACAUUUCAGUCUGCCCUGGCCAUAGGGCUGCCCAGGGAAGAAGGAAGAAGGCAGAAUCCAGCCGUUUUCCAAUCCAGUGCCAAUUAGCCCAGUUGUCAUCCCAAAGGUAAAUGUGCCCUGUGCCAGUCUCUCCUCAGGACUGAGUCAACCCCUCCAACCUCCUCACCUUCCUCAGCACCCUCCAUUGUAACGUGUGCAUUACUGGGGUACCCAGGCGGCAGGACCUUUGACUUUGGGCCAAUCAUUUCUUCUUUGGGUCAGUUUCCCCACUUGACAGGGGAGUGUGAGGUUUACAUCUUCAAAUGCUCCAGAGUCCUUCAGUGAAAAAUUAGGUGUUUUGUUUUUUAGAUUUGGGGGAAGGCAUUUGAGGAGGGAAGAUAGGAGAUGGGGAUAAGGGUGUUUCUAAGUCUGAACCUCUCUGUCCUGAGCUGUCCCCAUGAUUACUCAAGGACAAGGGGAGACAGUUUUGCCCACAGCUCCAGAGAUACAGAGAACAAAGGGAUGACCUUCAGUUUUCUUCAAGCUGGCCCCUGUGAGUGUCUGUGAGUAGCUUCUACUGGAACUUUGUUUGGAUUCUGUGUACGUAUUUAUAAUUUAUCUGAAAUGUGAUGGAUAAAGUGUUCUCAUUUGGGGGCCUAAGUUACUAAUUGGCCCUUCAGCUAGGGAAAGGGGGUGGGUGGGUAUGCACUCCUGCCAAGGACUCCUAGCCCAGAACUCUCCCUAGAGCAGAGAAGGCUCUUUCUCUUCUUCAGGAGGCUGGCUUGUUCUCAGCCUGAAGAACCUUGAUUUAGGCUAUGGCCUCUCUCUCCAUAGCCACCCUAAGAGGAAAGGCUACUUCACCUCAUUACCUUCAGAGGGCUGGGCUGGGUCUAAUGCUGAGUGCGCGGCUGUCCUCAUAGGACUCGUGUCCCCUCCAACUAGGGCUGGCAUCACCACUUUGCCUAGUGGGGCCUGAGGUAGAAGGUGCUGGUUUCUCCAGUUGCCACAGGAGGCCAACAGGCAGGGCACUUGCCCUUUGCCCUAGUAAACUCUGACCCUGCCAGGGUGCCCACCUAGGACCUUUCCUGAACAUGAGUUCCCUCCACUAUCAUGGUCAUAGGUGUCCUUCUUCUGGGAUUGAAGAUCAGGGGUGGGGGGAGAAUGUUGCAUGUUGUUUUCUGGUGCUUGUUAUUAUACAUUUGAAUAAACAGUGCUUCAAGCAUUUGCCAUGAAGGCGCCAAGAA
Molecule: messenger RNA, 3373 nt
Organism: Balaenoptera ricei (Rice's whale)
Lineage: Eukaryota; Metazoa; Chordata; Mammalia; Artiodactyla; Balaenopteridae
Gene: SYPL2
Product: synaptophysin like 2
Exons: 4
Coding region: 312-1022 (236 amino acids)
Cellular component (GO): synaptic vesicle membrane; synaptic vesicle
Source: RefSeq, a predicted model, not a curated record